Marchantia polymorpha subsp. ruderalis is the source of this 1360-nucleotide messenger RNA. The record is from the annotation of a GenBank genome assembly. Lineage: Eukaryota; Viridiplantae; Streptophyta; Marchantiopsida; Marchantiales; Marchantiaceae.
AGCCCAACCUCGAAUCCCACUAUAACUUCGAUCCUGGCAUCCGGUGCCAUCCUGGCCGGGAUGGCACCGGAUCAUUUCAUUGUACUUUUAGCACGUUUUCUCUUUGGCUCCUCUGCCACGCUUUCCAUCCGAGAGAACUGGCCGUCAGAAGUUUCUAGUUCGUAUCAGCCAACAUCCGUCUAGUCCGAUAGAAAUUUUAUCCCAUCUAAUCGUCAUGGCCAUCAUUUUUCUUAUGAGCGUCUUCGUGCAGCAGAGUUGAAGAAUACGGGCCUAGGUCACCUAGAAAGUCGAGGAUUACAGUUGCAUGCGUCAAAGUUCCAUCACAUUCGAGAGUGAUUUUUUCAAGAUCAUGACCUUGAAAUCGACUCCAGGUCCAAUGGGUUUUCACACGCAGUCUCGUUGCUGGAAGUUAGCUUUGGGGAACCUGAUGCCCUUCUUGCAUUCAAGGACGGGAUCGUGAACUAUUCGGAGGUGCCUUGGAUGAUUGGACUCAAGGCAAGCGAUCAGAGUCAGCUGCAUGUUACUGCUCUCCAGUUUUCUUUGCUUUAUUUGACUGGCUCGUUGGGCCCCUCGUUGUGCAAUCUUCCGGACCUCGAAGAGCUCCAUCUGGACCAAAACUCGACGGCUCUCGAGAUAACGAUUCCUGAACCUGGAAGACAAUCUGCUCUACGGAAGCAUUCCUGAAGAACUGGGAAAUCUGACAAGCCUGCAGGUACUGAACCUUGGCUCUAAGGGAUGGCAACUUUUUACCGCAAACGUGGUACAUGUCAGGUCUGAAUUAUCAUGGUUCCUUGCAAAUGGGAACUCAUUUACUGGAACGUUUCCUUGGAUCCUCCUCUCUUGUCACACCUUGGUGACGUUGGAUCUCAGCAACAACAUAAAUUUAAGAGCAGUGGUCGCUUUUUCAAGAUAGUGCUGAUAAUAUUGCAACAAAGGUGAUGAGAUGUGUAGCAAUUAAUGGUGAAGGGUCUACAUGACUCUCCUUAAGGUCUAGUAAUUUAAUUUUAGAUGUAUUUAUUGAAAAAAACAUAGAACGGUAGAACAAAUUAGCUGAUUACAUUGGUCCAUGCUAAAUUAGCUAAAACAACGAGGGUAAAUUAGAUACAUGGGAUGAAAUUUCUUUCGAACUCUAGAGAGCUAGAAGCUUCUGACGGCCAGUGCUUUCUGAUAGAAAUCGUUGCAGAAAAUCCAACAAUAAAACAUGCUAAAAGUACAAUGAAAUGACCCGAUGCCAUCCGGGUUACUGUUAGAUUGGAAGUUGGACUGAUGGGAUUCAAGCAUUAAUAGAUGUUGCUCCCAGAGCCCAUUUGCUAUUCCUCAAGCAAGUGGAUGAUAUAUCAACAAAGAGUUCAUGAGUCUU